Molecule: messenger RNA, 1657 nt
Organism: Nelumbo nucifera (sacred lotus)
Lineage: Eukaryota; Viridiplantae; Streptophyta; Magnoliopsida; Proteales; Nelumbonaceae
Product: ENTH/VHS/GAT family protein
Biological process (GO): protein transport to vacuole involved in ubiquitin-dependent protein catabolic process via the multivesicular body sorting pathway
Molecular function (GO): phosphatidylinositol binding; ubiquitin binding
Source: RefSeq, a predicted model, not a curated record
GAGCGCGACCUACAAAACCAGAGAAAAAGGAGAUCGAUUGUUUUGACACGGCGACAGUCCAAAGGGAAAAAUCUCAACUGUUUAAAGUUCUCGAUGAGAUUAGAUUCGGUUUAAGUUAGGGGUUUUCUCUUUUGGAGGAUCAGGGUUCCUCAGUAUCUGAACAUGGUCGUUCUGCUAUAUUCCAUUUAGCUACCGUGGUUUCAAAGUUCUAGCAGAGCUUGAGUCUGCUGGGGUCUAGGGAGUCUGAAUUAGACUGUGAUCUGGGGUUGCUGUUGAAUUCGUGUACGGAGGUUCUAGUAAGAAAUGGAUAAAUUGAAGUUAGCGGCAUUGGGUGAGCGGUUGAAGAGCAGUGGUGCCCAAAUGGGUAGAUUAGUUAGUGGGAAAAUGAAGGAAAUCCUUCAAUCUCAGACACCUGAGUCGAAGAUGGUCGAAGAAGCUACUUCCGAUAGCUUGGAGGAGCCUAAUUGGGGCUUAAAUUUGAGGAUAUGCGCGAUGCUUAAUAGCGAAGAAUUUAGUGGUAUGGAAGUUGUGAGGGCUAUAAAGAAGAGGAUUGCUAGUAAGAAUACGGUGAGCCAAAGAUUGAGUCUUGAUUUGUUGGAGGCUUGUGCCAUGAACUGUGAGAAAGUUUUCUCAGAAGUGGCGUCGGAGAAGCUGUUGGAUGAGAUUGUUAGGAUGAUUGAUAAUCCGCAGACUCAUCACGCCAAUAGGCAGAGAGCUUUGGGGCUAAUUCAGGCAUGGGGCGAGUCUGAAGAUCUUGCUUAUCUGCCCGUGUUCCACCAGACUUAUAUGAGUUUGAAGACAAGAGGUACUCUACCUUCAGUACAAGGUGAUGCAAAUUUGGCACCUCUAUUUUCUUCCCAGGAGUCAGAUAUUGAUCAGCAAGUGCUGGUACCUCCAGAGGCAUAUCCCAUUCCUGACAUGGAUCCACAUAGCAUAGAUCAUUCUACUAUUGCCUAUCACAGGGGCAGCCUUUCAGUGGAAGAAAAGAAAGAAUUUCUGGUUGUCACCCGGAAUAGUGUUGAACUUCUCUCAAGUAUGUUGAAUUCUAAGGAAGAAAAGAAACCCAGCAAGGAUGAUCUAACAUUGAGCAUGCUGGAGAAGUGCAAGCAUUCGCAGCCUACUUUGCAGUGGAUCAUAGAAAGCACCAAUGAUGAUGACGAUGCAAUGUUCUUUGAGGCUCUAAAUCUUCAUGAUGAGCUCCAACAGGCCAUUUCAAAAUACGAGGAGAUGGAGUCUACAGCGCAGCCUGAAGAGCAACCACCCGAACAUUCUGAUGCUGAUGGCAAAUGCUUGCUUGAACAGGAAAUGGAGCCUGCAGCAGUGCUAGAAAGGAUACUACCUGAAAAUUCUGAUGCUUCUGGCAGAAGUUCACUAACACAGGUUGAAAACGAGAAAAUGGCUUCAAAUCUGCAUUCCCCAAAGGAAGGAGUGAGCAGUGAAAUCAUCAAUAACAAGAAAACGUUGGAUGGAGGGAAAUUGGUAUUAGAAUAAUAGUUUGGAGGAAGUUGUUAUUAUGCUUUUCCCAUGUAUAUAGGGAGUUUAAUGAUAUGGACAAGGAUAACACUAUCAGCUGCUGAACAUUUCUUGUUGAUACUGUUACGGUUACUCGUAUCUAUUAUAUUUCUGCCUUGAUAAAUUCUGUGAUUUUUCUACCAGA